ACGUCAUGCUCCCUCUAACUACAUUGUUCCAUUUCACGGAAUUGCCGGCAUCACUCAAUGAAAUACAAUUAUUGAUUGCACUCUCUCCUAGCUCUCCCCGUCCCUCCUACUUCUCCCUCUCUCGUUUCUUUCCUGAAGUACUGCAGGGAGAGAACAUCAUCGGAAAAAAACACCAUCAGACAGCAACUACCUCAGUUCUACAGUGGGACACCAGCACAUUUACAUUCACAAGACACAAGCAACUCGCCUGGUGCAAUGGCUUAACAACCAGCGAAAUCCACUUUUCCUCUCUCCUUAAACAACGCUUGACCAAUGAACACCACAGCCAGUGAGGGUAACUUCCUGUUGUGACUGCAGACUUCAGGGUUUUCCCUGUUGCAUCUCCAGACCCACCACUCUGAUCUGCUCCCAAACCUCUCUACCCCCCUGUACUCCCACCCCUGAACGUCCAUCAGAGCUAAAAUGGACGACAGCUACGAAAGCAGGACUUCCUUAGUGAAGGGGGCCAAGGACAUCGUCAAGGAGGCCAAGCGGCACGCUGUGAAAAAGGUCAACAAGGUCGUGGACAGCACCACAGACGAGUACUCCCAGCGCAAAUACAGCCGUUUCGAGGACGAGGUGGACGAGGGGGACGACUUUUACCGUAACCCUCCCAGGCAGGACGGAGGCUACAAUGACAAUGACCAGGCCAGUGAUGCCAGCGACGCCACAGAGGGCCAUGAUGACGAAGAUGAGAUCUACGAAGGGGAGUACCAGGGAAUCCCAGCGGCCGGAGACAGGCAGGCCAGGGAGGGGCAGGUGGCUCUGGGGCAGCCCGUCACAGACAGCCUGAAGGACCGUAAGGAGCUGGAGCAGGAGAGGCAGGCGGACGAGGAGGAACUGGCCCAGCAGUAUGAGCUGAUCAUCCAGGAGUGUGGCCACGGCAGGUUCCAGUGGCAGCUGUUCCUGGUGCUGGGCCUGGCCCUCAUGUCGGAUGGGGUGGAGGUGUUCGUGGUGGGGUUCGUUCUACCCAGCGCCGAGACGGACAUGUGUGCUCUGGGUGGCUCCAACUCCAGAUCUGGAUGGCUAGGCAGUAUUGUGUACCUGGGGAUGAUGGUGGGGGCGUUCUUCUGGGGGGGCAUGUCGGACAAGGUGGGCCGCAGACAGUGUCUGCUCAUCUGCAUGUGUGUGAACGGCUUCUUCGCCUUCCUCUCCUCCUUCGUUCAGGGUUAUGGCAUCUUCCUACUCUGCCGCGUGAUCGCAGGCUUUGGAACAGGGGGAGUUGUACCCAUCGUCUUCUCCUUAUUUGCGGAGGUGCUGUCCAGAGAGAAGAGAGGGGAGCACCUGAGCUGGCUCUGCAUGUUCUGGAUGAUAGGAGAGAUCUAUGCUUCAGCCAUGGCCUGGGCCAUUAUACCACACUACGGCUGGAGUUUCAGUAUGGGUUCUGCCUACCAGUUCCACAGUUGGAGAGUGUUUGUGGUCGUCUGCGCCCUGCCCUGCGUUUGUGCUGUUGUGGCUCUCACUUUCAUGCCCGAGAGCCCCAGGUUUUACCUGGAGGUGGGGAAGCACGACGAGGCUUGGAUGAUCCUCAAGCAGAUCCAUGACACCAACAUGCGAGCGCGUGGGCAGCCGGAGAAAGUCUUCACCGUGAACAGAAUCAAGAUCCCCAAGCAUUUGGAUGAGCUGGUGGAGAUUAAAUCAGAGUCGGGGAACCCAGUCUCCAAGGCCCUCUUCAGGUCCAAGACAGAGCUAUGUGGGAUCUGGGUUAACUUUAUGAAGUGUUUCGACUACCCUCUGAAAGAAAGCACUAUCAAGCUAGCUAUUGUGUGGUUUACUCUGUCCUUUGGGUACUACGGCCUGUCUGUGUGGUUCCCUGACGUCAUCAAGCACCUCCAGGCAGAUGACUACGCCUCCAAGGUGAAGAUCCACAGCAACGAACACAUCGAGGACUUCACCUUCAACUUCACCAUGGAGAACCAGAUCCACACCAAUGGUGUCUUCAUCAACGACAGAUUUGUUAAUAUGAAGUUGAAGUCCAUCACCUUCAUUGACUCCACCUUCCGUAACUGCUACUUUGACGACGUGACCUCGGUGGGAUCCUACUUCCGGAACUGUACCUUCAUCGAGGCGUUCUUCUACAACACUGACAUCGAUGACUCCAAACUGAUAGAUGACACAGAGGUGAUCAACAGCACGUUUCACCACAACAAGACGGGCUGUCAGAUGACAUUUGACGACGACUACAGCGCCUACUGGGUCUACUUCAUCAACUUCCUUGGAACUCUGGCUGUUCUGCCCGGCAACAUCGUCUCGGCACUGCUCAUGGAUAAAAUCGGACGCCUUUCCAUGUUAGGUGGCUCCAUGGUUCUGUCAGGGAUCAGUUGUUUCUUCCUGUGGUUCGGCACCAGUGAGUCGAUGAUGAUCUUCAUGCUGUGCCUUUACAACGGCCUGAGCAUAUCAGCCUGGAACUCACUGGACGUGGUCACCACAGAGUCCUUCCCUACAGAUAGAAGAGGGACAGGUUUUGGGUUCUGUAACGCUUUGUGUAAGCUGGCUGCAGUGCUGGGAAACCUCAUCUUUGGUUCUCUGGUUGGCAUCACCAAGUCCAUCCCCAUCCUCCUGGCCUCAUCUGUGCUGGUGUGUGGUGGCCUGGUGGGGCUCCGGCUGCCUGAUACCAGGGCCAACGUACUCAUGUAGCCCCAGGAAGGACCACCUGGCCUGUGGAAGACUUGGGCCAAACCUGGUGCAAAGGGUUUGCUUCAAACAUGUCCUAUGGAUGUUUGAGAUUUGAUUUGCUUAUUGCCGCUUGUGGUCUCAAAGGGAGUUCAAUUGCAUAACUCCCCACCCCCACCCC
Oncorhynchus gorbuscha (pink salmon) is the source of this 2833-nucleotide messenger RNA. RefSeq names its product synaptic vesicle glycoprotein 2C-like. Gene Ontology annotation, molecular function: transmembrane transporter activity. Gene Ontology annotation, cellular component: membrane. The record is from RefSeq and is a predicted model, not a curated record. Gene Ontology annotation, biological process: chemical synaptic transmission; transmembrane transport. The transcript has 13 exons. Bases 463 to 2676 code for a protein of 737 amino acids. NCBI's taxonomy places the organism in Eukaryota, Metazoa, Chordata, Actinopteri, Salmoniformes, Salmonidae.